GUUGUUGUAUUCCUGUACCUUUAUAUCUUGAGGUGAUUUUCAUUAAAUGUCAUACCAAUAUCCUACUGCUAUUCCCACCACAAGUAGAAAUGAUUAAGUCUGUUGCUGGAUGAUAAACUGAUGCUCCUAUAAAUGCCACCAAGUCAAUGAAUUUGCUUUAGUUGAGACUAGCAAUAGAAUAUUGGUCUUUGGUGCUUUUAACGAGUGGUUCCCAAUCUUGGAUCCCCACAUGUUCGUGGACUAAAACUCCCAGAAAUCCUGGCCAAUAGAGCAAGAAGACACAUGAAGAAGGCUUCUGGGAGUUAUAGUCCAAGAACCCUUGAGUACGGGAACCACUACUUGAGAAGGAUAAGACCAAAACAACAAACUCAGAAAGUAAACAGCCCGAAAGAGCAAGGCUUUGCCUUCAGGAAAAAAAUGGUUGUAAACUUAUGGAGAUACUUGUAUAGAAAUAUCUUUCGAUUUUGGUUAAAAUGGAUCCUAAGACAGCUGACUGGAAAAUGUGAACUGCAGCGUAUCUGUGAUGGUUCAAGGAAAAAUGCAGAAAGAACACUGAACAUAGAAUACUCAUUGGAAUCAUCAAAGUAUAAGGCUCUACAAAAUGCUGUGAACGCUGCUGAAGAUGAAGUAGAAAAAUAUGUGAAACUCAUCAUACAAGAAAAGAAAAUCAAUAUACAAAAAGAUACAAGUUUUCCACCAAAGCUCCAGUUAUGUUUGCUCCAAAUAUCUGGCUGUAGGAAACUUUAUUUGGCUGUAGAAGAUCUGAGAAAAGAUCCAUAUAACUCAGACAAUAAAGAACAUGAGGAACAACUAAUGGAGCUUUGGAAUUUGUUGAUGCCACAUGAAAAACUGAAGGCUAGAAUCACGAAACAGUGGUGUGACAUUGGUUUCCAAGGUGAUGACCCUAAAACAGACUUCAGAGGAAUGGGCAUGCUUGGAUUAGCUAAUCUCCUCUAUUUUAGUAAACAUUAUCCACGUGAAGCUCGUCAGAUCCUUGUUCGUUCAAAUCAUCCAAAAUUAGGAUACUCCUAUGCAAUAGUUGGGAUCAAUUUGACAGAAAUGGCUUAUAGUUUAUUAAAGAACGGUUUUUUGAAAACUCAUUUCUACAACCUGGUUCCUGGUGCUCCAAAUCUGAAAGACUUCCAUCAGUUUUAUUGCUAUUUGGCUUAUGAAUUUGACAAAUUUUGGUUUGAAGAAAAACCAGAAAGCAUUAUGUAUUUCAAUCAAUACAGAGAGAGGUUUCAUCAAAAAGUCAAAAGACAUCUCCUGAAUUAUGAUGUUGUCCUUGCCUUAAAAAAUGAAAACAGUAAUGUGUAGCCCUUCGGGUUCUGCUCAUAAAAAUUAUGCACUUAACUGGAAUUCUCACAUUUAACCAAAAAUGUCAUUCCGUGAUCAAAGUUUUUAUACAUCUAUUUUUUUAAUUUAAAAUUCACUUGAAAGCUUGGACAAUCAACACUUAUUUAGGAAUGUACUGUAUUUGCUAAAGGUAUGAACUUUUUAAAAAUACAAUAGAUCCUCACUGGAUCACAGGACCUCACAACUUUUCACCAGGUGGAAGGUGUAAAUAAUCUGAGGCUACAUCAGUAUUAUCUAGCAAUAGUUUGUUUUUCAAAUUAGAUCUGUACUUAGUUUACAAGAAAUGUUGCAAUACUUCAUUAAUAGAUGUAGUUUUUGUUUUA
Messenger RNA from Pogona vitticeps (central bearded dragon), 1679 nucleotides. The record is from RefSeq and is a predicted model, not a curated record. Lineage: Eukaryota; Metazoa; Chordata; Lepidosauria; Squamata; Agamidae.